AUGAUAACAGAUGCACCAACUACUGAACCAAUGAUUGCCAUGAUAACAGAUGCACCAACUACUGAACCAAUGAUUACCAUGAUAACAGAUGCACCAACUACUGAACCAAUGAUUACCAUGAUAACAGAUGCACCAACUACUGAACCAAUGAUUGCCAUGAUAACAGAUGCACCAACUACUGAACCAAUGAUUGCCAUGAUAACAGAUGCACCAACUACUGAACCAAUGAUUACCAUGAUAACAGAUGCACCAACUACUGAACCAAUGAUUGCCAUGAUAACAGAUGCACCAACUACUGAACCAAUGAUUACCAUGAUAACAGAUGCACCAACUACUAUACUGAACCAAUGA
Mytilus trossulus (common blue mussel) is the source of this 351-nucleotide messenger RNA. Its product is annotated as platelet glycoprotein Ib alpha chain-like. The record is from RefSeq and is a predicted model, not a curated record. Lineage: Eukaryota; Metazoa; Mollusca; Bivalvia; Mytilida; Mytilidae. The transcript has a single exon. Bases 1 to 351 code for a protein of 116 amino acids.